UCAGUUUGGUAGUUCCAUAAGGGUGCGACUCAGAUUUUCCUGCGUUCCUUCAAAUAUCUGAUAUUCUGCCAACCCCACCGCCAACGUUGCUGUGGUAACGACCCUGCAGCUGGUCAAAGUCACGACUCCAUGACCAACUCUCCGAUCCACAUCGAAUUGAUCAAUAUAUCAUGUUGAAUUUUGCGGCUUGCUGUGGUUACAUACCCUCAUGGAGUUUUUUGUAAUGAUUAGACUUGGAUAAUACUAAAUGCACCUUUUCAGCUUCCAGAAUGGCCUCUUUACACGACAAACUCGAAUUGGUCAAAAGUGCACUUAGCUCGACAUCAACAAGCACCCCGGCGACGGUGUCUACCCUCAGCGACCUUUUGGCUCCGAAAACCGCGCCGAAUGGCCAGAAAGAUGCAAUUCCUGCUGCAGGAGUCGGACGGAAAAGGGCGGCUACCCAGACUGCUCAGAUAAAGCCAGGGAGGACGACAAGGCCGGCAACCAAGAAAACACUGCUAGAAUCCCAAAAGUCCGAUAGCCAUGAAGCAGAAGAAUUAUCUGCCAAAGAAAAGGCAAUCCUAGCCACCGAAGUUAUCAAUAUAACUCUCAAGACACUGAGCGCUGCUGCAACACCAUCAAACCAAGUACGAAAGCAGCCACAAUUGCGUGGAGACCUCGAGACGCCUGUUCGCAAAGCUCUACGAAGGUCCAACUCUCUUCCUCAAUCACCGCUCCACCCGCGGUCAUUGAAUAGAGUUGCCAGUUCCCCAAAUGUCGCAAACCGGCUGAUACGCUCUCCAUCCUCGUCCUCAACGUCAACAUCAUCGAUUGGUUCUGGUCCCAGAGCCGUCGCCGAAUGCUCGCGCAUUGCAUUCGCGUGCCUGCGGAUGCUGCAAUCUUCGAAAACACCAACUAUCGACUUGCCUCCUAUGCAAAUAGAAAACGGGAUGUCUGCGUUGGUGGGAAAAUUAAUAUUGCUGGGAUUGGACGACCUUGCGUUAAAGGAGCUACGGAUCUUAAAAAGGCGAUUGGAUGCUGCAUUCAAGCCAUCCGAGAAGCCCCGCGCGAAGAAAGAGACAGCCAAAGAUAUAUCCCCUUUGGUUCCAAGUUUGUCGCCGCUUAGGUUUGACGAGUUGCUUGAAUUCGAAACUGUGCCUAUCGAAGGGCCUUUGUUAAGCAUCGCCUUUACUACCCAGCUUCAGGCGCUCAAACUACUUACGACAUCAAAGAAACCGUCAGCAAUUAUAGCUGCUAUGCCCAAACUACAACCGGAAUAUCACUGCUCGCCGACUCAACUUCUGGUCCAAUCUUCCAAGAUUUCAUCCUCUCUUGCCACAAAAUCGGCACGACAGUUAGAGUCAUUGGCCCAGAUUAUACUUUCCUUGAGCCCAUCAAUCUCAUCCUCUGAGGAUACGGCUGCAGUUUCGCCAAAAUUGCACGUCGGCCCAGACGCAGCACUUCAACUUCAAACAAUUGCAUUUUCCACCAGGUACACAUGGUGGUCAAUCGCCGGCUAUAAGGGUGAUAUCGACAACGACAUUUUCGAGCCGUAUUCUCGAUGCAUGGCAGCCUUUACCAGACGAAGCCGAGGCCUAGCAGCGUCUGCAUACGAAUUUGCCCUGCAAUCAUACAACGCUCUUGUAGAUUUUACGUCUGCCCAAAAGAAAGGCCUGAAUAUUGCAACUGGCUCGCCACUAUAUGGGAUCCAUAAGCUUCUAGCGUCGCUGGCACAAGAUUUCGGAUGCGACGAUGAAGCCAUCCGAUGGGUUGAAAAGCUUCAAGGCUGCGAAAGUUCAUCCGAAGCUCAAAAGUGCGCCAUCGCGGCGAAACUGGUAGCGUUGAAGCUACGGACUGAUCCGCAGGAUCCUAUCAUAGAAGAGCUGCUUAUGACAGUAGUGCAGGGCCUGGAGUCAUCUAUAAAGGGAGAUGGCACAGAGCUUGACGAAUUAAUGACUGAGGUUUCCAGAGCAAGAAGAGCUGCAAUAAUGCUGGUGUCAAAAAAGCUGGGAGCAAAUGAUGAUGCGCCUGCAGCGAUAAACGAAGACCCGCGACAGUUAUGCGAGUCUUUGGUUCUCCAAUGCCCCCGAUUUUCACUCAGAUAUCUGGGCAAAGCUCCAGGCAAUGAAGCAUCAACAAAAGUCAUAGUUCGCUUCGAACAGCGACGCCACCACCUUGCUAGAAGUGUCCCCGGCACUGUGGACUCUGCGUUAUAUUUGGCUAAGGCCCUUCGAACCCAAGGUCGAUUGACUUGGGAGAUUAUGGACUCUCUUCUUCAGGACUGCCUAGCACUACUAGAGGCCGCCGACAUUUCCAUGCCUGACAGCAAUAACGAUUCGGACUUAACCCGCACCUCAUACUUUGCUCGGAUUUCGAAUUUAUAUUAUUCACAACAUCUUGAUAUGCGCCGAGAUGCCUCCAGCCCUAAGGAUGUCCAGAAUUUGCGGCCCCUACGUCGAUCGAUUGACUCGAUCCGUUCGAGGCCCGUAACGGAGAAAAAGGUAGCCGCAUUUACAGCAAAACUUGAACGCAUGGGGGACUUGCUUCGAUUUGCUGGACGUCUAGAUGAAGCCAGGGAUAUUAUUCUGCUUCUUCGAGACGAACUCAUCGCCGACGGUGCUUUGGCUCUUGUAGCAUCAGCGGCCUCGACCCUUCCCAUACGGGCUGCAUGGGACCAAACUGAGAGUACCUUGCUGCUUGCCCGAGCAUUUUACCUUUUAGUGAAGCUCAAGAAAAAAGCUCCUAGCACGCUUCAUGAUCUCUCACUCGACGAUGAAACUUGGGCCCCUGAGGAAAAAGGGGUUGUCUUUGAACACAUCCAGGAUAUCCUGUCUCGACAACCCGAAACCUCAUCCGAACUCCAGAAAGCUGUGUACAAGGAACUUACCACCAUAUAUGAUGCCAGAGCGUUUCCUAUCCGACGGCUCCGGGUUCUAUGCAAUUUUGCCCAAACGAAUCCCGACCAGCGCCGUGACAUUAUCGAGGAAGCGCGCAGUACGACAACUUUGGCAAGCGUUGAUUCAGUUGUUGCAAGCAGCAAUGAUUCUGGCCUCAACCAAUAUACGAUGCAUAUUCGGUCUUUAUUGACAAGCACGUUGGAGCUCAUGGAUGAUCAUCCAAGAAUAGACCUCAUCGAGCCACAUCUGGCAACCUGGUCCAGUAUUAUCGACAAAUGUAAAGACCAAGAAGCAUUAUCUCGGAAUAUUGAUAAUGUAGACAUCUUGCAGGGCCAUCUACAGUCUGUUGCCGAUUUCUUAGAUAUGAAGGGGUACGGCAAAAUGAGGGUUGCUGUUCUUCGAAUGAUUACCAACAUCGACGAAAUACCGCGCGGGUCAAACCCGGAUGAUAUCGUUCUUGAUUACUGUUUUUUGGCUAGCCAAUACUUGGAACUUGGAUACUCCGGGAAAGCUGGGCUUGCCUUGGACAAAGCUCAGUGCUUUGCCUCUUCUCAUGGAGUAACCCCGAGUGCAUCGAUACGGCACCUGGUUGGUUACGCCGAUUACUUGCUCAGGGUAGGGAACCUAGAAAAAUGUGACGAAACACUAUCUCGCGCCCAUCAAGUUGCGGAGCACGAAAACGAGACUACAAAUGGUAGCAAUGCGACAAGUUAUUCGGACAGGGAUGGGAAUGACCGCAUUAUAGCGGAUGCUUCCAUUGUUUAUUCGGAUCUCGCCCUCCAGCAAGGCAAACCACAGGAAGCUUUAAUCCAUGCGAAGCGAAGCUUAAGAAUAAUAGCCAGGGCGUGGAAGAGAGCAGAGAGGAACCAGGUGUCGCGAGUCAAGAGGAACCAAUCGGCUGAUGAUGCUGCGAUGGAAAAGCUGGUGGAAGAAAGCUCUAAUCUAAACUUAUCGACAACCUCGCCUGCAUUACCUCAAGCACAAAACACUGAUAUUGGGCCUUCGGCGUGGAUGCUGGCGCGACCAAUGUUUCGAUGCUUCGUACAUUUAUCACAGGUGUAUACCCACCACGGCAUGUUCCAGGACACCAUUUAUUAUGCCGAGCAAGCCCACAAAAUUGCCGUCAGCAUAGAUUCGACAAACUACAUAGUGGAGGCUCUGGCAUUGGUAGGCGGUGCUUGGUUGAAAGCGGGAAAUACUGAAAAGGCGACUGAGUUUCUUACGAAAGCUAAGGACCUGGCUUCGGUGCAGAAGGAGGCACAGACUUUGGUGGUUCUAAGUGGCAACCUCGGAAGCCUUCACAGCGUACAUGGCGACAAGACUGCUGAACUGGCUGCUUAUGGUGAGGCGGAACGUACACUUAAUUCGCUGACAAAUUCAACCUAUAUCAGCGACCUAGACCGGGUCUUUGAUGUCACAGUUAUACUACAGGCUGAGAUAUCAAGGCUAACAAUUGAUGAUACCAAGAAAAGGGGGAGGCCACAACGCAAAACGGUUGCAAAGGCGCCAGCGAAGAAAAGGGAAGCCGUCUCAAAACAGCGAGCAACUUCGCCAAUCUCGAUUGCAGAGCAGUGUGUCGGUCUAGUGUCUCUUAAGGGAGCUAUUUUACGUCAAAAGGCCAGGUCAUUUGCCCGAUGGAACCGUUUCGAAGACUCAUCGAUGGUUUUGGAGGAAGCUGCAGAAUACAGCCUCAGCUCUCUCGAUGCUAUUGAGACGCAUGUUGCUCAAGCAGAGUGUUUGUUCCGACAGAGCUCGGCAUUGCUGCCGGCCGACUCCGUUUAUUCUGUGCUUCAGGACUCAACAAUCUCGUUCCCGGCCGUUGUCGGCGCAAAGACGGCGUCUUUGGAGAGGGUAUCCGCCGUUCGCACUACGCCUCCAAAGAAAAACCAUAGUUCACCGCGCAAUGCUUCAUUACCUCGCGGGUCAGCUAUGUCUUGGGUGGACCCUCUGAAACAAGCCCACGAUCACCUGGUAGAAGCCUAUUCUACUGCGUCGCAAAUUUCGUCAACUCGGGUACUAACUCAAAUCGCAUCUUUCCUGAAUACAACGAGCCUACUUCUCUCAACUUACCACGGGCUCAAACUCAAGGCUUUCCAGCCGGGCGCUGUAGCAUCAGCAUUAGAGUUAGCAAAAGCAAUUGCGGUUCAACGGGAGCGAGAUGCCGUUAUGUCGGACGUAGACGCGGAAACAACCAAAGAGGGAGAUCUCCGAUGGCCAGUUAUCAAAACCGAAAGCCAUCAAAAUGAUAGCAACGGCCGCCUAGCGAUGCAGCAAGCUCGAUUCCAAAAAGAAUAUAUAGACAUCAUCCCAUCCGCCUGGAAAGUGGUAUCAGUCAUGCUUAGUGAAAGUCGGGAUGAGCUUGUGCUAGCUAAAUUCGAAGCGGGGCACUCUCCUUUUAUCCUGCGAGUACCCCUGGAGCGUAAUAGUUCACGGGAUGCGGAUGAAGAAGUUUUCGGCUUUGACCAGGGAAAGGCGGAACUCCAUGAAAUUAUCGACCUCGCCAAUGCUAGUGCCCAUGGAGGCCGUGAUGUCUCCGGCCGGGAGGGAAAGAUUGCGUGGUGGGCGGAGCGUGAUGAGCUAAAUGUAAGGCUCAAGGAACUCCUCGACAACGUUGAGAAGGUUUGGCUGGGUGGAUUCAAGGGGAUUUUCUCUCAACAUACAAUACAACCCGACUUGCUGGCACGAUUCCAGAAAUCAUUCCAAAAUACCCUAGACAAGUACCUUCCAUCUCGACAGCGGACGAACAAGAGGAAGAAGGCAAGCCCUGGAGUCACCUUGGACCCACGGAUUCUUGAGCUUUUCGUCGGGCUCGGAGACCCAUUCUCGGAGGACUGUGAUCUAGACGAGCCAUUGACUGACCUUCUCUACUUCGUCGUGGACAUUCUGCAAUUCCACGGCGAGCGCAAUGCAUAUGACGAAAUAGACUUUGACUCUAUGGUUCUCGACACGCUUGACGCGCUCCGUUGUUAUCACCAAGCCGUAGCUAACGCUGGCGUCGCAGAACAAAGUCACACGGUCCUGAUCCUCGACAAGUCUUUACAUUCUCUCCCCUGGGAGUCUCUCCCGUGCAUGGAAGGCCAGGCCGUAUCAAGACUCCCAUCCAUGGGCUGCCUCCGCGACCGAAUCCUAAGCCAGCAAAAGAAGGUGGCAAUGGAGGGGCGGCCAGAUGGCACAUAUAUCAACCGCAGCAAAGGCAGCUAUGUCCUCAACCCCGGCCAAGACCUCAAAACCACGCAAGCCACCUUUGCAAAGGGCCUUCAAAAACUCGACGACUGGAGCAGCGUCGUCGAGCGCGAGCCCGCGGAGACUGAACUGAAAGGCAUGCUCGCCAAUGGCGACCUGUAUCUGUACUUUGGCCACGGCAGCGGCGCGCAGUACAUCCGCUCUAAGACGAUCAAGAAGCUCGAGACGUGCGCGACGACGUUCCUGAUGGGCUGCAGCAGCGCUACCCUCGUUGAUGUGGGUGAAUUCAUGCCCUACGGCUCGCCGAUGAGUUAUAUGAUUGCUGGUGCGCCGGCGGUGGUGGGCACGCUGUGGGAUGUGACGGAUAAGGAUAUCGAUCGGUUUGCGAAGGGCACGUUUGAGUCGUGGGGGCUGUAUGGUGGGGAUGCGGCUGUGGCGGUGGAGAAGGCGACGAAGAUGCCGGGGAGGGGGAGGAAGAAGGUCGAGCCGGUGGUGGUGGAGAGGGAGAGGGUGAGCUUGGUUAAGGCGGUGGCGGAGGGGAAGAAGGCGUGUCAUUUUAAGUACCUUACUGCGGCGGCGGUGGUGGUGUAUGGUGUUCCUGUUUAUUUCGAGUAGAGGGGUGGUGCAUUUGGGGUGGUUUUGGUGUUUGAAAGGGGGAUUCAUUGCUGGAGUUGCAUUUUGGUGGCGUUUGAAGCGUCGCAGAGCGGUUACGAUUGUUAUAAUCUAUAAAUGCUAAUUAGAUUUUAUACUGAUUCUGGUGUGUGCGAUUUGGCUGUGAAAAUGAUGUGACAGGCUAUUUAUUAUCUUAACAUGACUUGCUCGGCCAAUGCAGUCUCUCUUUUGGGCGGCAUAGGUGAAGAUCGGGAUGCAUAGGGGCGUAAGGCUGGCUGUGCGUGAAGCAUUGCACAAUAAUGCCAACAAGCCGCACACGUAGGAUUAAUAAUAAGCAAAUCCCAUCAUACUGUCCGAGACGGAUUAUCUAAGCUGGAAUAUCCAUUAAGUUACGAGUCGCCCAAUCCCUAUGGAAGGAAUGGAAGGAAGCGGGGAAAGAGCAGCUUAUGCAUGGGAUAGUGAUAUCAUAGGAUCACAGGAUAAUUAUCUGGCAACUGAUGAUGAUGGGGAUCUGCACGAAUGAAUGGCUGUGAUAGCGUAGUGGCGGACAUAUUUGUGAAAAUUGGGGGUGCAGAACUACGAGGGCAUCUCUGUGGUGGUGGCGUGGGGACGAGUGGAUGGAUGGCGGGUUGUGGUUGCGUGUAUCGGGUUGCGCGCGCGUGUUGUUGUUGUCGUCGUCGUCGUCGCCGCGGGGGUUCAUAGAGUAGUAGUUGUAGAUUAUAGAUAUUGUCCAUUGCUUUGGAUUUUCUUGUAUAUAUCUCUCUCUACCUGUCGCCAUUGCUGACCUCGUCGCCGUCGUGAUCUGCUCUUUUUGUGUUGAGUUCCUCCUGGUAUCCGCUGAAGCCACAGAGAGACCCCACGUCGAAUCACCAACACGACGAAACCAGCUCGACAUUCCAAGCCCUUCAGGAGCUGGAAGCUGGUCUUGAUUGCAUUGAAGCUUCAUAUAUUUUUUCGGGUUUUCUCUCAGAUUCACCAUCAUUCUACACAAGACGGGAGAUAUUUGCAGCAAUUGCCGCCGGUGAUCACUGGUAUUUCGAAUGGUAACUGUUGGAAGGUGAAAGAAGCUCUCUCCCCACAGCCCACAGGGACGAAAGUCGGACAACGCUCGGACACGGCUUGGACAGCUCGACGAGGACAUCUUUUUUCUCCGAAAUUAUACCCAAGGACGUCAAGAAUAUAUUUCUGUUUUAAUUCAUUCGACUGUGCUGUACUGCUGUGGUUCAGUGUAUCAUCUUUUUGGUGCUGUUGGUCUGUUGGUCUGUUGGU
Pseudogymnoascus destructans is the source of this 7943-nucleotide messenger RNA. RefSeq lists its product as uncharacterized. Gene Ontology annotation, biological process: proteolysis; meiotic chromosome separation. The transcript is spliced from 2 exons. Gene Ontology annotation, cellular component: cytoplasm; mitotic spindle; nucleus. Bases 270 to 6677 code for a protein of 2135 amino acids. The record is from RefSeq and is a predicted model, not a curated record. Gene Ontology annotation, molecular function: cysteine-type endopeptidase activity; protein binding. NCBI's taxonomy places the organism in Eukaryota, Fungi, Ascomycota, Leotiomycetes, Thelebolales, Thelebolaceae.